Geodia barretti is the source of this 4865-nucleotide messenger RNA. NCBI's taxonomy places the organism in Eukaryota, Metazoa, Porifera, Demospongiae, Tetractinellida, Geodiidae. The record is from the annotation of a GenBank genome assembly.
UAACAACGUUGUUUACGGCUAAUACGCACGCCCCUCAAUAAAUAAUAUGUGUGGGGCGUAACUCGUCUGCGGGGACUGCAAGCAAAUUUAGAAGGACUCUAGCUUGUUCAGCCGGCAGUGAAUCUCACCGUUUUGGAGCCGACACGUAAAAAAUGCAGGUUCUACUCGGAAUAAGUUUUUUACUACUUGUUCAGAUUGUUGUCGUUAUAGUUACUGGGCAGCAGUGCUCCGAAGAGGGAGUGGUGAGGUUGGCGGAUGGCGUGAAUGUGGACGGAGUGAGAGUUUACGGCAGAGUGGAGAUCUGCAUCAACCAACAAUGGGGCACGGUGUGUGACGACGACUGGGACGUUGCGGAGGCCCGCGUCGCAUGCUCACAACUUGGUUUUUACGACUUCGCUAUUCCUUUAACCGAAUACGGCGGUGGAUCUGGUCGAAUUCACCAUUUUUCUUGUGCUGGGAAUGAAAAUGGUCUUCUGAACUGUUCGAGCGAUCUAGAUGUUGAUUACUGCUACCACUUUGAAGAUGUUGGAGUUUUGUGUUAUAAUGCGGAGUGUAAUGAGACUGAUGUUAGACUGGUUGAUGGCAGGACUCCUAAUGAUGGACGGGUGGAGAUAUGUUUUGAGAGGGUGUGGGGAUCUGUGUGUGACGACAGUUGGGAUGACAGAGAUGCUGAAGUGGUGUGUAGACAAUUAGGAUAUGAUGGAAGGCCUAUUGCACUGAUGAGCCACCCAGUUUUGUCUAAUUACCCACUGCUAUAUCACCUGGAUGAUGUUGAGUGCUCUGGAAGCGAAGACAUGUUGAGUGAUUGUGCACAUGGCGGAAUUGGUGUUCACAAUUGUAUUGUAAUGGCAGAAGAAGCUGGAGUUAUAUGCAGUGCACGUGAUGGGUGCAACGAGACUGAUGUAAGACUGGUUGACGGUGUGACUUCUGAUGAUGGACGAGUUGAGAUAUGUUUCAGUGGGCUGUGGGGCUCAGUAUGUGAUGACAGUUGGGACUACAGAGAUGCUAGAGUUGUUUGUCAGCAACUGGGGUACAACGGAACGUCUGUUGCACUGUCAAGUCAUCGCGUGUUAACAGACGAGUCGCUGUUCUAUUAUCUUGAUGAUGUUCACUGCAGUGGCAAUGAAAACUUACUGAGUGAAUGCGAACAUAGAGGAGUUGGUAUUCAUAACUGUGGUGUGGGGUAUGAAGAAGCUGGAGUUUUAUGCAGCAACACCGUUGAAUGCAACGAAACUGAUGUUAGGCUAGUUGCGGGUACAACCCCCUAUGAUGGACUGGUUGAGAUUUGUCUCUAUGGGCUGUGGGGCUCAGUGUGUGACACCAGAUGGGACUACAGGGACGCUGAAGUUGUGUGCCGACAGCUGGGAUAUGAUGGACCCUCAUAUCCUUUGCUAAGCCACAAUGGUAGUAGUGAACUACGGUAUCAUCUGGAUGAUGUCCACUGUGAGGGAACUGAGAGCAGUCUCAGUGACUGCAGUCACAGAGGUAUUGGGGUCCAUCACUGCUUCCUGUACGAAGCAGCUGGAGUCAUAUGUACCAUUGUAACAUGUAUUGAGGGAGCUGUCCACCUGGUUGGAGGUGAUGAUGUAUCUCGAGGGAGAGUGGCCUACUGCUAUAAUGGAACCUGGUACUCUGUAUGCGCCAGUGACUGGGAUACCACAGGAGAGGAAGCAAGAGUUGUCUGCGAAACCCUCGGCUAUGAUACAUCUUACUAUGCUUCAGUUGUUGUCAACUAUGGUCGAGGGACAGAUCCCAUCCUCCCACUGAGUAUUCAGUGUGCCAGUGGCACCAGUACAUUCAGUGACUGCUCUACAACUGAGCUUGAUGUUAAUCAGUGUUCACAUGCUGCUGGGGUGGAUUGCUUCGCUCUUUGUACGACGGUUGGUCUUACUGACUGCAGCCAAUGCAGCGGUGAAUCCUGCACUAGCUAUGGCUGUCGCUGCAGCUCUGACUGCUUCUUUUAUGGCGAAUGUUGCCCAGACAUCUCAGUGACAAACAAUUGCUUUGUGGAAGAGUGUGAUCACGGAGCAGUUCGUCUGGUGGGUGGACUAACAGACUCCACCGGGAGACUGGAGCUCUGUGCUCUUGGGGUGUGGGGCAAAGUCUGCAAUGCUUUCAGAUAUUGGGGUCCUGACAAUGCCAGAGUGGUGUGCCGUCAACUUGGCUUCUCCGACGAUAGUGCAUAUAUCCUGCAAGAUGACAUAGAGCGAUUUGGGACCAGUGAUAAAGAUGCAGUAAUAGGAGAAGUCCACUGCAUUGGAACAGAGUCAGGGCUAUUGGAAUGCUCUCACAGCAGCAUUGGGUCCCACUACUGCAGUCCCUACUAUUUGGAUUAUGUCGAACCAGAUAUCGUCAUCAGCUGCUAUGAUGAGGUGAGAGGCUGUGAGGGUGGAGAGGUGAGGCUGGAUGGUGGGUUUACCUCCUCCACUGGUCGUGUGGAGGUCUGCAUGGACAGAAGAUGGGGAGGAGUCUGCAGUGAUGGGUUCGAUAUGAAAGAUGCUAGAGUUGUGUGCAGUGAGCUAGACUUCAACCCACGAGAUGGUGCAAUAAUUGAGGGGCCUGUUAUCCUUGAGAAUAGUCCAGUGUUUGUUGGGAGUGUGACAUGCACGGGCUCCGAGCAGAGUUUCAGUGAAUGCAGUCACGACAUGCCACCCAGUGGAGGGUGCUCAGUUGCAGCAAUUUCUUGUAGAAUGUCAAGCUCCAAUCAGCCGAGAUGUACCGAAACUUUCCCUACUUCAGUGCCUGAGCUACAAAGUUAUGGAGAGUGUUCUGUGUACAAAUCAGAAACUGCCGUAUGUGAAGGUGUAGUGAGACUUGGCAUUGAUCACGUAUACGCCAGAUCAAGACUGGGAGACCAGAACACCAUCGCACAACAUCUCAAUGAGAAUCUAGAGACAGUAGAGACUGUGAUUGCUGAUCACGAUGAUGUCUGUGUGAAUCAGGUUUUAAGAGUUCUUUGCAAUUUCUACCUACCACCCUGUGGUAAUGCCACCCACCCUGCCCCUCCUUCCUCCAUCUGUCAAGAGGAGUGUCAUAUGGUACAUGAAAAGUGUCAGAAAACGUGGGAUGCCCUUUUACUAGCCUUCAGGAGUAUAGAUCCAAUUCUCGACUGCAACGAUACAUCCAGUUUGCUCUUCCCUAUCCCACACUGUUGUACAGGUGCUGGACUAGGUCUGUGACACACACAUACUUUUUCUCUCAUCAACUCUUAAUACAUGCAUGUCCAUGCUUGCUGGAGUUAUAAACAUCAAUCUGUAACUUUUUAAGAAUGAGUUAAACCCAGUGUCGUAUGUUGACCCAAAUUGAAGCAUUAAUCUAAGGGGGUGUAAUUAUUAAAUACACCUUGUAGCUACAACACCAUUUUCAAAGAAGCGGAAGGACAUUUUGUUUUCUAAACAAAGUGCUCUACCACUGAGCUACAGGUGUAUGUAUGAUAUCUAUAGUUCAUGUUCUUUCAGAUUAAACUUUAAGCACCACUGCUUUUCUGAAUGUGGAUGUGUUACACACUCCAGGCAUUUCACUGGGGGAUAAAGCCUCCUCACGGCAGGGAGACAGUGGAGGGGAUGUGGCAGGGAUUCUCAGCAGUGUUCUUGUUGUCAUUCUACUGCUUGCUGUGGCAGCUGUUGGAGCUGUUGUAUUGAUGGUGGUGCUGUCCAGGAGACAUAAGAGAAAACGAAUGGAGAGAAUGCAACUUGACAUACUAGCCCUCCCUGGAAAUGAUGCCCCAGUCCUUGCCUCAGUAACGGAGACAGCAAUGACAACCCACAGCAUAGAGAUGGAACCAGGAGAGAAAGGAGCUGCUAUGGGGGCUUCCAUUGUUACAGAUAACCCUUACAGGAAGACAUACAGAGCUGGUCAACCAGUGUCCAUGAAGGCAUCUGACGGUUCACCGAGCUCACUACAAGUCCCUGGGUCCAGGAACAGGAUCCCCACAUAUCAUAUGAGGGAACUAUCCAGGGGAAGGUUCCUUCUCAACAUUGAUGACAUCACGUUAUUGGACUGCAUUGGAGAAGGGGAGUUUGGGAUAGUCUACAGAGGCAGAGUGGGACUUACAAAGAGGGACGUGGCCGUGAAGACACUGAAAGGUGAUUUUGACCAGGAUGAGGUUGACAAGUUUGUGGAGGAGAGUUUGAAGAUGGGUCGAUUCAAGCAUGCUCAUGUGAUGGGUCUAAUUGGAGUCUGUCUUGAUGCUGGCUCCGCCCCUUACAUCAUCAUGCCUUAUAUGGCCAAUGGGAGUCUUUUGAAAUACCUCAAGAAAGAAAGAAAGAACAUUGUACUCUCUGAGGAAGCUGAUGAAGAUGAGGUGAAGGAGGUUCGUAAGCGACUGAUGGUGAUGUGUUCCCAGAUAGCCAGUGGGAUGGAGUACCUGGCAGCUGACAAAUACGUCCAUAGAGACCUCGCUGCCAGGAACUGCAUGAUCGAUGCCCAUUUCGUGAUCAAGAUCGCAGACUUUGGUCUGUCGGAGGACCUGCUUGAGAAGAACUACUUCAGACAGGGAGGUGGGAGUGGGGAGGGAGUGAAACUGCCGGUCAAGUGGAUGGCUCCAGAGAGCCUCAGUGAUGGACACUUCUCUGAAAAGAGUGACGUGUGGUCGUAUGGAGUGACAACGUGGGAGAUAUUCAGUGGAGGGAAGGCCCCAUAUCCAGGAACUGAUCCUCUCAUUCUCAUACAGAGUCUGGAACAGGGCUACCGGAUGCCUCAACCUUAUAACACCGUCUGCAACGAGGAAAUCUAUGGGAUAAUGAUUCAGUGCUGGCACAUGGCUCCGGAAGACAGACCAACUUUCAAGGAGCUCUACUGUAGUGUCUCACAGUCCAUUGAACGUGAUGCAGGCUACCUGCAGUUUGGAUUUAACCCUUUCACUG